This is a messenger RNA of Dermacentor andersoni, 588 nucleotides long. The record is from RefSeq and is a predicted model, not a curated record. NCBI's taxonomy places the organism in Eukaryota, Metazoa, Arthropoda, Arachnida, Ixodida, Ixodidae.
AUGUCUGCCAAGGCAUCUAGCGAGGAGCAGCCAGGAGUGAGCACGCGCUGGCAAACGUACGUGGGGUCUGACCCUAAGUUUAAUAUGGUUCAAGGGUCCACAACCCGUGUUGUGCCAGCACCAAGGGUGCACUGUCAGACGGGACGUGCAAGACUCCCACUUCAGAGGCCCACCGUCCCAGAGGAGUUGGCCCAGAGAGAAUCUGCAACUGUCCAAAAGGAUGCUGCUGCUGCUGUUGCUUCAGAACCUGAGAUUCCUCAGAACUACGAUGCUGCAGCAUCAAAUUUUAACAGCUUAGAAGAGUUGGAGUCUGUGGAAACCUCGGCACCAUUACCAUUGGAAGAUAUAGGCGAUCUUCAUUGUGAGGAGGCUGUAGAUUUUGAGCACGCCACCUCAGACUUUGUGAUAGGCUCCAGAAGAGAUGACGGAAAGGUUUAUGCAGGCAGUGGCUUCUGGUUGGACCAGAAAGCCUGGGACUGCUUGUUUAGUGCCUCAACGGACUCUAUGUUCUGCAGAAGCGCUGCUACUGUGUUGUGGACUGCAGACCAGUUAAAGACGAGGAGUGUCACUGACUUCUGGGGAGCUUGA